Molecule: messenger RNA, 756 nt
Organism: Puccinia triticina
Lineage: Eukaryota; Fungi; Basidiomycota; Pucciniomycetes; Pucciniales; Pucciniaceae
Exons: 1
Coding region: 1-756 (251 amino acids)
Source: RefSeq, a predicted model, not a curated record
AUGUUCGCAAAUUAUACGUCCUGGUACCUUUUUCUUUGCUCAUUCGGUAGUCUCUUGCAAAUCACUACCGGGAAUCCUGUUGAUCCCCACUUGAUCGACCAAAACAAACACAACCAUGUACCGCUUACUAAAGUCCUGAAACAUAAAAAGCGCUCUUUGGACCAUAAUAUCCCAACCCAACGCGUCAUAGCAUGGGAAAGAAAUCUUGGUGAAACGGCGAAGGUAGCGGGCGAGUCUUCGAGUGCGAAGGAGGUGAAGAAUUCUGAGUACACUUUCAUUGAACAAACCAAAAGAGAAAAUCUGUCGGUCACCAAAUUUCCGGAUCCCGAAGGACGUCCAUUGAACGAUGCUAUUCCUAGUCAACAACUCAGACUAUCGCGAAGAAGUGUUGGCGAUACGGUGGAGGGAUCAGGCGAGUCUGGGAAUGAGGAGAACGGACAGCCUCUGGAGUACAUGUUCACUGACCAAAGCCAACGAGAAAGACUACCGGUCACCAAAUUUCUGGAUCAAGGAACGAGCUCUUUAAGUUCCAUUUCGCGGGAGAAGCUCAGAUUAUGGCAAAGAAGUUUCGGCGAUACCGCCAAAUUCGCUGGAGUAUCUGAGAAUGCGAAGGAUGCUGGUAAAAGACUUAGACAGCAUCGCAGAAUCACGAAGGCUCAGAAGCACUGGCGCGAAACACACAAACAUGGAUGUACUGCUACGGACGAAAGCUGCGUCGAGAUCACAAAUGAAGGCACUGUCACAUAUUCCAAAUAG